This is a messenger RNA of Capsaspora owczarzaki ATCC 30864, 2247 nucleotides long. RefSeq lists its product as hypothetical. The transcript is spliced from 3 exons. Bases 9 to 2156 code for a protein of 715 amino acids. Gene Ontology annotation, molecular function: transmembrane transporter activity. The record is from RefSeq and is a predicted model, not a curated record. Gene Ontology annotation, biological process: transmembrane transport. Lineage: Eukaryota; Filasterea; Ministeriida; Capsasporidae.
UUCCAUCAAUGGCGUCUCCAGACAGUAAGGCUGACGGACUGUCGCUCGGUCCUGAUUUCUUCGAUGCUGGAGCCGCCAUUGAGAUUGCAUCCUCGUCCGCAGUGCUCAUCCCGACCUCCAAAUCGCCGCCGCUCGCCGAUUAUCGGCACCAUUCCCUAGACUAUCUCACGCGAUCAUCCGACGAGCCAUCGAGCUCUGCGGUUGCUGGAGCGGCUGCGUCGUCGUGGCAGCCUUCGCUGCGGUUUCACACCCCGCCCCUCGACCAGUCUGCCGACGUGGUGCUGCAACAUGCCCAUCCCAUCGUGUAUGGAAGCUUCCCGUCGGGUGGUGGUGAUAGUGGCUCGGCUGGCGGUUGGGAUGGCGAUGGUGCCGAGAUUGUCGCUCGUGCUGAUUCGCUCAGAUCAUUCACAACGGCGCGUUUGUCAACCGGAUCAAAUGACGCAACAUACACGUCAACAAGUCCAUGGCACGAGAGCUUUUACGACGCCACACCAAUCGCGACGACGUCUACUGCGAAUAUCGAGAUUCUGGCUCACAGAUUGUCGCUGGACGACGAUGAGGCAUUCGACCCCGAUGUGCAGCCGCUCUUGUUUGACAGUUCCAAGAAGGAUCAUUUUCUUGAAGACGCGUCGCCAUUGCCUCGAGCGACAAAAAGUGCUGUUCCAGCUGCUUCAGGGGCAGACGGCGGUGAAGGAGGGUCGCUUGCCGCUUCGCAAGUGCACGACAUCAAGCAACUCGUGCCGCAUCGAACGCGCGGCUUGGUCAUCGCCGGCCUGCUGCUAUUCGUCAGUGCAAUAGAGUAUGGUCUUGUCUUUCCCAGCUUGCUCAAGUAUCUCCAAUCGCUUGGAGAGGAUCGUCAGUACUUUUUCGGCAUUGUCUUGGCUUCCUUCAACAUUGCACAAAUGCUGUGCUCCCCAUUUGUCGGGUGGUUGUCAGACCACACGUCCGUCAAAACCAUCUUGAUGGUCACGCUGGCCGUGAAUGUGGUGGGAAACCUCGUGUACUUUGCAGCCCAAGGUGCUUGGAUGGUCUUGCUGGGUCGCAUCGUUGCAGGCAUGGGCGCUUGCUCGGGUGUCGUCAUGUCCUAUGUGGUGCGUGUCACCGCAGAGAGCGAGCGUACCUCCACCAUCACCAAGGUCAUUGCUGCUCAGGAAGCGGGGCUGUUGAUAGGCCCCUCGUUGGCCUUUAUCAUCCAAUACUGCGAUUUUGACAUUGGCCCCUUCCCAGUCACGCCACUGACCUCGCCCGGCUUGCUCAUGGUCAUUGUACUGUGCGUGAGCAUUUUGGUGGUCGCCAUUUGGUUUGUCAAUCCGCCAAGCGCGCACUACAUCGAGUCCGUGUUGAACGGCCAGAGUGGCGACACCAAACCCGCUUCUUCGCCCGACCCCAUGGCCCAAUCGGCGCCCCCAAAAGAUGUGUCGAGCUCCAGUCAGUCUGCUUUCAGUCAGCUGAAGGCUCGAGGCCAUCUUAAAGACGCCCUGCGUGAGAUUGCGCAACUCCACAUCGCCACCAUCUUUCUUGCCCAGUUUGUGCUCUUGUUCAACCAAUCGACCCUCGAGACGAUUGUCACGCUGCUGACCGACAAGUUUUAUCACUGGGGCCAGACAAACAACUCGCUCAUGUACAUGGUCAUUGCGGCAACGUUCAUCCUCAUCUACAUUUUUAUUCACGCCGUCAAUCAUCGCAUCCAGGACCGCUAUCUGAUUGUGGUCGGUCUCAUUCUCGAAACGGCAACCUUUGUGUUUGACAUGAUCAUCUUGCCCAACGCAACAGACCUGCCAAUGUACCAAUUUGUGCUUGCCUGCGGGCUGUUCAUUUGUGGUCUGCCGUUCUUUAUGAUUGCCGUGCCUGCCCUGUUCUCCAAGUUGACCAGCAAGCGAAGACAAGGGCUCUUGCAAGGCUUGCUGCAAGUUUGCACCAGUCUCGGCUGCAUUUGCGGCCCUCUGUGGGGCGGGAGCUCGUUCAAUCGGUUUGAGCUCAUGUUUGGCGUCAUGCUAGCCCCGAUGAGCCUCCUGAUUGUCAUGUUUCUUUUGUCAUUUCGCAAGCUGGCGCCGCCACCCUUAUUGGUAUCUGGUUCAAACGCUCUGUUCGAGCACGACGACGACGAUGACGACGCGAGCACGACGCCUGACGAAAGGCGGCACCUUAUUAAUUAAGGCUGCAGUAAGGCCACUUGUUUAUUGUUUGUCUUUGUUCAGUUUUAUCGCUUGCUCGUUGAUGUACUAUAUCAUAUAUGGAAUCCUGCAA